AUGACACUUCAAUGGACAAUUGUGGCCGGCGUGCUUUAUGCGGAAAUCGCCGCCACAUUCAUCCUGCUCCUUCCAUGGAUUCGACCAACGUUAUGGAGCAAACUCUUCAAAUCACGUCUCUUCACUGCGCUCUCAAAACACGCGCACAUCUACUCGAUGACGUUCGGCUUCGUCCUGUUCAUCCUGUUCGCCGACGGUGUCCGUGAGACGAUGAAAUACAACGGACUCGAAGACAAAAUGCAACGAACCGCCGAAUCGGACGCCACCCAUCACAUGCGUCUCUUCCGCGCUCAGAGAAAUCUCUACAUCUCGGGAUUCUCGUUGCUCCUCUGGAUGGUCAUUCAACGUAUUAUGACCCUUUUGAGCCGCGCCGCUCAACUCGAAGCCGCCAGUGAGGCCGCCAUGAGACAAGCCGAGUCCGCAUCCAAGACCGCCAGAACUUUGAUGAAUGCGACAGAGACCAGUGACGAGGUUGCCGACUUGAACAAACAGAUCGAGAAGCUCCGUGGCGAGCUGAAAUCCGCCAACACUGAUCGUGACACCCUCAAGAAGCAGUCGGAGGGACUUCAACGCGAAUUCGAUCGUGUCUCGGACCUUCUCGCCGCCAACGACUCCAAGGGUGACAAGAAGAAGGAUUAG
Caenorhabditis remanei is the source of this 639-nucleotide messenger RNA. RefSeq lists its product as uncharacterized. Gene Ontology annotation, cellular component: endoplasmic reticulum membrane; endoplasmic reticulum. Gene Ontology annotation, biological process: endoplasmic reticulum to Golgi vesicle-mediated transport; intracellular protein transport. Lineage: Eukaryota; Metazoa; Nematoda; Chromadorea; Rhabditida; Rhabditidae. The record is from RefSeq and is a predicted model, not a curated record. Bases 1 to 639 code for a protein of 212 amino acids. The transcript is spliced from 3 exons.